CGUUUUAUUCUCCUCGUAUUUCCUCUGCCGGCUGAAGGGAGGUGUUAAACAAGCCAGACUCAAAGAGGACUGCGUGAGACAGACGCUCACUCUCACGCUGUACAGUAUGUGCGAUAUGGGGAGCUCUGUAUCUAGCUCAGACUAUCGCUGUAACGGCUGUUAAAUAACAAUGGGUCAUCUUUUUAUUUGACUGUGGAGCGGCGGCCACAUCAUAGAGCUCACCUGAAAGGGAAUGUUGAGAGGCCGCCGCGGUGUUGGAAGUUAUGGCCGGAUGGAUCGCAAGUCUUCUGGAGUUGUUUCCCUGCUGCAACUUCCCAAGAUCAUAGGUAAAAAGUCUCUAUCACCAACAUGAGUUGGAGUUUUCUCACUCGACUUCUGGAAGAAAUCCACAACCACUCCACGUUUGUGGGGAAAGUGUGGCUGACUGUGUUAAUCAUUUUCCGCAUCGUUCUGACAGCAGUUGGGGGGGAGUCUAUUUACUCGGACGAACAGACAAAGUUCACCUGCAACACUAAACAGCCUGGCUGCAACAACGUAUGCUACGAUUCCUUCGCCCCACUCUCGCACAUGCGUUUCUGGGUGUUCCAAAUCAUCAUGAUUUCCACCCCCUCUGUCAUGUACCUGGGUUAUGCCAUUCAUAAGAUCGCCCGUACCUCAGAGGAAGAGCGGCGCAAACACCAGAGACAUCAGAAGAGAAACCUUCACGGCCGGUGGAGAGAUGGACACCACCUUGAUGAGGUUUUAGAAGAGGAGGAUGAUGAUGCAGAGCCAAUGAUUUAUCAAGACGACACUUUGGAUGCACAGGAAGUCAAACCAGAUGUGGAUACGGCCAACGGCCAAAAUUCAGUGAAGCACGAUGGCCGCCGAAAGAUCGUGCAGGAAGGCUUGAUGAGGAUGUACGUGCUUCAGCUUUUAUCCCGUGCCAUCUUCGAGGUGGGAUUUCUAACGGGUCAGUAUCUCCUCUAUGGCUUCCGCGUUAACCCCUCCUACGUCUGCAGCAAGAUCCCAUGUCCGCAUCGAGUAGAUUGCUUCAUUUCACGACCCACAGAAAAGACCAUCUUUUUGCUCAUCAUGUACGUUGUGAGCUGUCUUUGUCUACUUCUUAAUGUCUGCGAGAUGUUUCAUUUGGGAAUCGGCGCCUUCCGCGACACGCUUCGUAAGCGUCGAAACCAGACCCGACAACCUUCGUAUAGCUUUCCCUACUCGAGGAACAUUCCUGCAUCUCCACCAGGUUACAACCUAGUGAUCAAAUCAGAUAAAUCGGGUCGCAUUCCCAACAGCAUCCUCGCACACGACCAAAACAGUGUGGUUCAAGAGCAACAUUGCACAAGCCCUGAUGAGAAUAUCCCAUCUGACCUGGUUAGCUUACACCACCAUUUGCGCGUAGCUCAGGAACAACUGGACAUGGCUUUUCAGACAUACAACACAAAAAACGCUCAAGCUUCCAGAACCAGCAGCCCUGUGUCUGCUGGCACAAUGACAGAGCAAAACCGAGUCAAUACAGCCCAGGAGAAACAAGGUGCUCGACCUAAAGCCAGCACUGAAAGGGUUGGGACAAUACCAAAAAAUGGAAAGACAUCCGUGUGGAUAUGAAUCCACAGUGGAAAACUAUUACUUGACUACUCAUUUGUGGACCAUCAUCUUUGGAUCACUGUUCAUAAAGCAUAUUACCCCUGCUAAACUGCUGUAGUUAGGUCCACUGUCGUUUUAAUUCCAAAGUAAUACAUAUACCAGUCUACUUCAAGAUUUUGGGUUGUGUUCAUUUCUGAAACUGUAUAAGAACUCACUUUGCAUUGCUUUACUUGUGCUCACCCAUCCCCAGAGCAUUUCUAGCUGUGCUUCAAAAUAUAUAGAUUUUUUAUAUUAAGUGUAUUGACCAGAUUGGAAAAAACACCAAAUUUGACUUUAAUUGAUCAUCAAUUUAAUGACUACAAAUGAUAGUCGUCAUUUCACUGUCACACAGUAACACACUUCUAGCCAAAAUAAACUUAAAUUUGGUAACGUCGGUUUUUGUCUAUUGAGAGAUGUAUGAUAUUCCAUCAUGUCAUGUCAUCAAAGUUAACGGUUUCAAUGUUUCAUUUAUUUAUUUAUUUUAUUCAUUAUUGGACUAUAGUAAAACGUCCGUUAAAUUUUGCCUUAUUUUAGAUGUCUGGUCUGUGUUUUGAUGAGUAUUAGACGUCUUUUACAGUAAAUGCAAAAUUGCUGGCUGGAAAUCUUAUUCAUCUACUCCACUUAAAAAGAAAGACACAAAUCAAAAAAGAAAGCCACACUGACUCUUAUUAGUGAUUAUAUUUUAGUGCCGAUGUGCACGGUACGUUUUACAUGUUGGUUGCAGUGGUCUUUCUAAGUGGUUAUGAAUAUAUCUUUAUGAUGUAUUGUUUUCUGGCCCAUGCUGCGGAACAACUAGCUGAACUUUGUAAACAGCUUAACAACUGGCAAAAUUUAUGCAAUUCAGAUUGAUUGUAUGCAAACUGAAAUGAAAGAAUCCAGAUUUCAGACCUAAACCAAAUGGGUUACAUAACUGACAUGCUGUUACACUUGACAGCUGGCUUGUUGACUGUUCCUGCAUUGUUUCAGAAGUGACAGCAGUUUCGCAAAGUUAUUUAAAAUUAAACCCAUCUCAGUGUUAAAAUAUGGUGGCCAAAAUUGUCCAUAGUUCCAUUAUAAUGCUCUGUUUAUUUUAACAUGGGAACAUUUUGAUGUUUUUUUUUUUCAUUUAGAAAGUAGCAAUGAAGAAAUGCUGCCUUAUGAGAUUUCUCACACUGCAUUGCCAUUAUGCAAAAGGAAAUUCCAGAAUGCAUAUCUAAAAAUAUUUCAUACAAGAUUGUAAAAAUCAAAUGAUGUUGAUUAUAAAUAUACUUAUCUAUAUAUGAAGAGCUCAGAUGUAGAAGCUGCUAAACACCACUAUUGUCAAAAAUUAGUUAAUGAUAUUGACCGAAAAUGCUUUAUGCAUGCAUUAUGCAUUAUGCAUCAAAUACAUUCGCUUCAAAUCCACUUAAAGGAAUAGUCUACCCUUUUGCAAUAUUAAACUAUGUUAUUACCUCAACUU
Messenger RNA from Misgurnus anguillicaudatus (oriental weatherfish), 3049 nucleotides. RefSeq names its product gap junction protein gamma 2 (gene gjc2). Gene Ontology annotation, molecular function: gap junction channel activity. Gene Ontology annotation, biological process: cell-cell signaling. Gene Ontology annotation, cellular component: connexin complex. Lineage: Eukaryota; Metazoa; Chordata; Actinopteri; Cypriniformes; Cobitidae. The record is from RefSeq and is a predicted model, not a curated record.